UAAUUUGCCGCAUUAAGGCCUCCUUAUAGAAGCCCCCAGCAGCUGCAGGAACUCGCAGAAAGGCGGGAUGGUUGGAGAGGCGUCGCUACCACUCCGGGCUCUAAUCGCGCCCUUCCGCGCUUUCCUUAACAUCCCAAAGCGAGUCCCACUUCCGUCGCUCCCGGUCUUAAGGAGGGAGACUUAGGCCUGAGGGAGACGAGCCAGAAGCCACAUUUUCCCAGAAGAAUUCCCUGCUAAAUCCCGUUACCUGGAAGGUGACAACAGCGUGACUACGUGGCUUCUGCACCAUCUUGGCGCGAGGAUCCGGAUGUGUGGGAACUGCCGGCGUUGUUUAUGUAGUUGUUUGAAGCUCAAGAAUGAGCUUGCCGUAGAACUGCAGAGAGGCCAGUCCUUGCAACAUAAAAGCUUCCCAAUUCCCAGUGUCCUUUCUUUCUAAGUAGCAUGGCUCAGAUCUGGACCUACGGAGAGCAAGGCAAAUUUAUUCUUUAGACUGACAAGGAAAGUUUAAACGUAAAAGAGAAAAAUCGGAUUGGAACUCAACAGGUGCUGAUGAGCUGAGCCCACCCCAUCUGAUCUCAACUGCUUCAAGUACUGUCCAAGAAGCUGGAACACUGUUAGCUAGCAAGAAUGUUCGUGUCAACUGUUUGGAUGAGAAUGGAAUGACUCCUCUAAUGCAUGCUGCCUAUAAAGGGAAACUUGAUAUGUGCAAAUUACUUUUACGCCAUGGAGCUGAUGUAAAUUGUCAUCAACAUGAACAUGGAUACACAGCCCUCAUGUUUGCUGCACUUUCUGGUAAUAAAGACAUCACAUGGGUAAUGUUAGAAGCUGGUGCCGAGACAGAUGUUGUCAACUCUGUAGGAAGAACAGCAGCUCAGAUGGCAGCCUUUGUGGGUCAGCAUGAUUGUGUGACUAUAAUCAACAAUUUCUUUCCUCGAGAGAGACUGGAAUAUUACACUAAGCCGCAGGGUCUGGAUAAAGAGCCGAAACUGCCCCCAAAGCUGGCAGGCCCACUGCAUAAAAUUAUCACCACAACAAAUCUUCAUCCUGUCAAGAUUGUUAUGCUGGUAAAUGAGAAUCCUCUGCUGGCAGAAGAAGCAGCUCUGAAUAAAUGCUACAAGGUGAUGGAUUUGAUUUGUGAGAAAUGUAUGAAGCAAAGAGACAUGAAUGAAGUACUGGCUAUGAAAAUGCAUUACAUUAGCUGCAUCUUUCAGAAAUGUAUUAACUUCUUAAAAGACGGAGAGAAUAAACUGGACACCCUGAUCAAAAGCUUGUUAAAAGGCCGAGCUUCUGAUGGCUUUCCAGUAUAUCAAGAAAAGAUCAUUAGAGAAAGUAUCAGAAAAUUUCCUUACUGUGAAGCUACACUCCUCCAGCAGCUGGUGCGAAGCAUUGCUCCUGUUGAAAUUGGUUCUGAUCCCACCGCAUUCUCUGUACUUACGCAGGCCAUCACUGGUCAGGUGGGUUUUGUGGAUGUUGAAUUUUGCACUACCUGUGGAGAAAAGGGAGCAAGUAAAAGAUGCUCAGUGUGCAAAAUGGUAAUAUAUUGUGAUCAAACCUGCCAGAAAACACACUGGUUUGCACAUAAGAAAAUCUGUAAGAAUCUCAAGGACAUUUAUGAGAAGCAACAGUUGGAGGCUGCCAAAGAAAAGAGUGAAGAGGAGAACAAUGGCAAGCUUGACGUCAAUUUGAAUUGUGUUAAUGAAGAGCAGCCAGAGGCUGAAACAGGAAUCUCCCAGGAGGAUUGCAAUCCUAAGGAUGCUAUAGAAGGGGAGAAACAAUUGCUUCAGAGUGAUGCUGGGCUGGAAGGCUUACAGAAGGCUCCUGUAGGUCCGCAGGUAUCUGAGGAGUAAGAGCCAGGCGGAUGGUCCUCGUCCUGGCAGGUAGCUGGAAAACUCAUGUGACCGCAUCCUUCUUGCCUGCACGCCUGCAUGGCACUGCUGCCGGAUUCCACAGUUCAUAGAUUAGAUGCUUUCCAGCAAAACUGUCUUCCAUAUCCUAAUUUCCUAUUGAUUUCUAUUUUAUAAUUUGACAGAUAUUCCUAGGGAGAAAUUGUUUUUCAAAAUAUAGAAGAAACAUUUCUAUUUCUUUUCUGAGGCAAGCUUCCCAGCAGUUGUUCUAAAAGGAAGAUAAAUCCUUUUUUAAAGAAGAAAUAUAUGCUCUAGGGAACAAAGAGGCAAGCAGAAAAGUUGUAGGAGAGAGGAGAUUUUCAAGAAAGAAAAAUUUUAUAGCCAUAAAGAUGGAUAGUUAAAAUAAUCAUAACUUAUAUGUAAAUAAAAUGCAUAUAAAUAGCAUUUACAUAGUGAAGUUCUUCUUACUAAGAUGCAGUGAAAUGAAGAAAAGCUACAUAUUAAUGGAUCUUUGCAUAGUUCAGCUGAUUGUAAUUUUCUACAGAAUUUAUCCUGAGCAGUCAGAACUUCAUAUAGUUCCUGCAGUGACGUUUAAUCUACAGUAUCUGUACCUUGAGAAAUGUCAAAUCCCCCAGGAAGAACUAAGGCAUAGCCACAGUUAUUUCAGCAUGUGCAUUAAAAAAGAUGUUUGGUGAAAUUGUCGAUUAAACAAAGACUAAACAUACUGUGUCCACAAUUAUAAAACUAAUUCAUGUGCCAUUUUCUACUUGAAAGGCUUUUAUCUUCCUGUCCACAAACUGAUUUAUAGCUAUCAUUUAUAGACUGUCCUGGCAACAUAUUUUCGUGUCUACAGUAUUUAAAUAGAGCUAAAGACUGUGAGAUUUGAAGAUAGUGUUGUGUUUCAAAGUUUCUUAUGUUGGUUGUAAAAUAAAUUGUGCUUAAUAAUACAAGCAACUCA
This is a messenger RNA of Phacochoerus africanus (Common warthog), 2802 nucleotides long. It is a transcript of the gene ANKMY2, whose product is annotated as ankyrin repeat and MYND domain containing 2. Gene Ontology annotation, molecular function: protein binding. The coding region runs from base 660 to 1847 and encodes 395 amino acids. The record is from RefSeq and is a predicted model, not a curated record. Lineage: Eukaryota; Metazoa; Chordata; Mammalia; Artiodactyla; Suidae. The transcript has 10 exons.